ACAAACGAAAACCCUCGAAUCAUCGUCUCUCUCUCUCUCUCUCUCUCUCUCUCGGCGGCGAACCGGAGAGCUGGAAACAAUGCACGCCGUGGUCUCCGGCCACCGCCUCCCGUACAUCUCCGGGCGCAGCGGUAACCUCACCGCUCGCCGGAGCAAGAGGGCUGACACAACCGUACGCAUGGCGUUCAGAGAAGAUGGACCUACGGUCGCCGUAGUGGGAGUGACGGGAGCCGUCGGGCAAGAGUUCCUUCAGGUGCUUUCCGACCGUGACUUUCCUUACCGCUCUAUUCGGAUGCUCGCCAGCCGGCGUUCUGCUGGCCGCCACCUAUCCUUUGAGAACCGUGAGUACACCAUUGAGGAGCUCUCCCCGGAGAGCUUUGAUGGUGUUGAUGUCGCUCUGUUCAGCGCUGGUGGUUCGGUUAGUCGUGAGUUUGGUCCUGUUGCUGCUGAGCGUGGGGCUGUUGUCGUGGAUAAUAGUUCGGCGUUUCGUAUGGAUCCUGGUGUCCCGCUUGUUAUCCCGGAGGUGAAUCCUGAUGCGAUGCGGCAUAUUAGGUUGGAGGGCAGGAGCAAGGGGGCCAUCAUUGCUAACCCUAAUUGUUCUACUAUUAUUUGCUUGAUGGCCGCCACGCCGCUGCAUCGGAGGGCAAAGGUGGUUCGAAUGGUUGUCAGCACCUAUCAGGCAGCUAGUGGAGCAGGUGCUGCAGCAAUGGAAGAACUUGAAUUGCAGACUCGAGAGGUUUUGGAUGGCAAAAGACCCACUUGUAAGAUCUUUAAGCAACAGUAUGCAUUUAAUCUAUUCUCACACAAUGCGCCAGUUCUUUCAAAUGGGUAUAAUGAGGAGGAAAUGAAAUUGGUGAAAGAAACAAGAAAGAUCUGGAAUGACGAGGAUGUUAAAGUUACUGCAACUUGCAUCAGAGUUCCAGUGAUGCGUGCACAUGCUGAAAGUGUUAAUCUGCAAUUUGAAAAGCCUCUUGAUGAGGGUACUGCAAGGGAAAUUCUCAAAGGGGCUCCUGGGGUGGUUGUUAUUGAUGACCGUGGUGCCAAUCGCUUCCCAACACCAUUGGAGGUGUCAAACAAAGAUGAUGUUGCGGUUGGUCGUGUUCGUCAAGAUGUUUCUCAGGAUGGAAACCAUGGACUGGACAUAUUUGUUUGUGGAGAUCAGAUACGCAAGGGCGCUGCACUUAAUGCUGUGCAGAUUGCAGAGAUGUUACUCUGAACCUGCCGGCUGUCUUAAGAGUAUGUUUUACCUAUCUUUCCUUGGUUUCUCAUGCUGGCCAAAGCAGUAUUCAGUAUUCUCAAAUUUUGAGUGUUUUGAGUGUUUCCCUUUGUUCUUCAUCUAUUGUUAAAGAUGCUACUAUAUUUCAGAUGAAGAGAAAAACAAUAAUACUUAUUUUCAAAGCCUCUGGUUCA
Messenger RNA from Dioscorea cayenensis subsp. rotundata (Guinea yam), 1410 nucleotides. Its product is annotated as aspartate-semialdehyde dehydrogenase. The transcript has 8 exons. The record is from RefSeq and is a predicted model, not a curated record. Lineage: Eukaryota; Viridiplantae; Streptophyta; Magnoliopsida; Dioscoreales; Dioscoreaceae. Gene Ontology annotation, molecular function: protein dimerization activity; aspartate-semialdehyde dehydrogenase (NADP+) activity; NAD binding. The coding region runs from base 80 to 1216 and encodes 378 amino acids. Gene Ontology annotation, biological process: L-threonine biosynthetic process.